Trichoderma atroviride IMI 206040 is the source of this 1059-nucleotide messenger RNA. RefSeq lists its product as uncharacterized. Lineage: Eukaryota; Fungi; Ascomycota; Sordariomycetes; Hypocreales; Hypocreaceae. Gene Ontology annotation, biological process: kinetochore assembly; mitotic cell cycle; mitotic sister chromatid segregation. Gene Ontology annotation, cellular component: chromosome, centromeric region; MIS12/MIND type complex; nucleus. The record is from RefSeq and is a predicted model, not a curated record.
AUGGCGGCCACCAGCUCCGACUACGAGCUCCUCACAGAACACUUUAGCUAUCCCCCAGUGUCCCUCCUCGACGACAUCAUCAACACCGUCAACGUCCUCGCCGACCGCGCCCUCGAUUCCGUCGAACGCCUCCUCCUCUCCAUCCCGCCCCACAAACUUGGCUUCGCCAAGAAACCAAAACAAGCAUCAUCAGAGCAGAACCCAAAGCUCUCCCCCGAAGAGGCCGCCAAGCUCGAGAUUGAAAAUGGCACCCACCAGCUCGAAACCCUCCUCAACGCAUCUAUCGACAAGAACUUUGACAUUUUCGAGUUAUACGUCAUGCAGAACAUCUUGACUGUCCGGCCGCAGGACCAGCCGUACAUGCGACUGUCACAUUAUGCCGGGUUGGAGUUUCCUGCGGCGGAGGAGGAUGAUGGUGAUGCAAACGAUAAGCCGACUACUGAAUCCAUCACCGCGCUACGGAGAAGAUUACAAGCAAGCCAGAAAUUAAACGCCGUGCUGGAAUCGGAAAAAGCGCACAACGAAGCCCUUCUGCGACGUCUAAGAUCGCUUCUCGGCGUGGACACGGAUGCGACCAAGACUGAAGAGGAUCAACAAAAUGCAAUGGAUCAGGACGGUGCGGCGGCGGCAACAACGAAGCCGUUUUCCUUCUUGCGCGAUAGAGGCGGGCUUGAAGAGAGCGGCGGCGAGCAGCCCAUUACGACGACGACCGAAUUUACGCUUUCGCAGCUGCAGUCGCUGCGGGCGCUGUCGGGGUCGCUGAGAAAAUUGUUGCCGGAAUUGACUGUACCGGGAGAUGAUAGUACUGCUGCUGCUUCCUCCGAGACAGGAAAAGAGCCGGUGACGCCAACGUCAUGGAGGAGAGAACGCGCAGAGUACAUUGAAUCUUCGUCGCGAAAGUAUCUCGAGACGGUGGUGGGAUUGGAGCUUGGUCCGAGAGGAGAAGUGCGAGAUGGGGAGUGGCAAGGGGAGGGGAGAGGGUUGAAUAAAGGGGAGGUGGAAGGGCUGGAGAAGGUGGCGGCGUUGCUGGAGACUGGGGAUCAAAUGGAUACGACGUGA